CGUCAAGAUGCGUCGGGUCUGAUGAAAGAGCUUCAUAAAUCUCUCCAAGAUUCUACAAAAAGGGUUGAGUAGUUAUGGAGCCUUUAAGGAUGAGAGUAAUAUGGUUGAACAUUCUAUUACAGCUAAAUUUUUCUGUUGUCCUGGCGGGAGUUGAUUGGCCGGUAUUUUUCGAAAAUUUAGGUGCAGUGAACUCUAUACAUAAUAAAUGGGAUCUUACGUUCAGCAUAGAGACAAACUUCCAGGAGUUCGAGCAUAUUCUUGACAACUUUCAACAGGAUGUUCUACAGCUCACACCAACCUUCCCACCAGAGGAUCUCAGUGAGUCUGCUGAGAAAAUUGGAUUUAAGAUAAACACAGAAAGAAAUAUAGACGAUGCUCUCGAAAUCUCUAGAGAAUCAAUUUUUCUACGAGUCAAGGAACACUGGGAGAAAGUUUCCAAGAGUCUUUUGAGAAGGGCAGAUAGUAUGAAGGCAAAGGUUGAGGAUAUAAAGAGUCUUGGGGAUAACAGAGUAGUCAGGCAACAACAGGGGGAAGGAAGAGAGAAGAAGAAAACAACUUGGACGGGAUUAGAAGCCAGGAAUAGAGGAGGGAAGAGAGGAGGAGAGAAGGAUAGAAUGUAUGGUAAAAAGAGAGUUAAACGUCAGUUUGGAGGCCCUGGCCUUCUUCAGUUACUCUUUGGGGUAGCGUAUACAGACAACGUUGAGAAGGUAAAAAGUGAUCUUGAGGACAUUGAACGUAGACUUAACAAAGAUGUCGGAAACCUUGUCAACGAACAGAACAGAGCGACAAAUAAGCUUGAAACAAGAAUAUCAGAUACCGAUGUAAAAGUUGUAAAAGUAGAAGGCAUGACAUCAAAUCUAGAGGCUAAACUUGAAGGUAUGGAGAGAAAUGGGCUGGUUAAAUCUCCAGGAGAAAAUUUAAUGGAUAAAACUACCAUUGUGCUUCAGGAACUAAGUUCACAACUAAGUGAAUGUGAAGUUUAUCUUGCUGAGUUAGAACGGAUUAUACUGACUCUAGCAGGAGGACGGUUACCUCCUGCACUAGUCCCUGCCACCCUACUAAGAACACAUAUAGAGAGGAUCCAACCUCAGCUUCCAUCUGGAUUUUCUCUUCUCUAUCCUCCAACGGAAUCUCUAUGGCCAUACUACUCCGUUCUUCCAACCUCUAUAUAUUUCAGCAAAGAUUUUGAGGACAUGUACGUACAUAUAUCAGUUCCAAUACAGGAUUCUUCAAACGACCUCCAGUUAUACAGGGUACAUAAUUUACCACUCAAGGUCCGCGGUGGAUAUAGUGUGACUGCAGAUAUAAAUACCGAAUACCUUCUUGUCGGUCGGGGUGGAGAAUAUCACUUGGAGCUCAGUAAAGAAGAUUUUCAAGACUGUCAAACUUUUCAGAAGGACGGUCAAAAUUUCUUCUGUGGAUUUAAACCUCUUCUUCAAUCUUCAAAACACCAAACAUGCGUUGUUCAAUUAUUUAACGUAGAGGGAGACGGGGCCAUGUGUCAGAGCAAAGUAACGCAUGGUUUAGUGCAGCCCUUUAACCGGCUCUACAAUGGUUCAUGGGUUUUUGCCGCCCUGUCUUCACAGGUGCCUGUAGUUCUUAUGUGCCCCAACAGUACAACUCCGACCUCACUACUAGGUUUUGGAGUUAUUAACCUUAUGGAAGGAUGUACUCUCUCCUCCCUGGAGUACUUGUAUCCGCAUACAUUUUCCGGAUAUUCAGAUGUAAACCUGUCCCUAGAAAUAGGAGAGGAGAAGGUUACAAACCAUUCUACUGAGACCAGUGAAACUGGGUCUAGUCUCAGUGAACCCGAACCAGGAAUGAAUUCAGGGGAGAAGGGUGAAACAACAACAGAAUAUGAUGUUGAUAAUUCGAGUGGUCUUCAUCAAAUUGAAACCUAUGAUGAUUAUGAGAACGGGUUUGAAACUAUGAUAAUUUCUGCGGUGGUUGCAGAGGAAGAGUCAGAGAGUGAUGGUAACUCAAUAGAUGUAAGUGAGAACUACUAUGAUGGUCCCGACGAUGAAUAUGAGGAUACUACUGAACCCGUUGAGAAAGUUGGUGACGAACCUGCAGAUACUAGCACAGAACCUAGUAACUAUAUAAGCAUUGCACUAGCUGAACCCACGAUGAAUGAAACCAGUUUAAACAGUAGUUUGCUCGGUGUAGUCCUUACAGAUUCAAACAAGACAAAUGAGGAUUCCACAGUUUCCAUAUUCAUUAUAACUAAGGACGAUUUUAGUACAACAGAAGGAUCAUUACUGCCUGUAGAUAAAACCGUCCUUGGUGGAGCAAACUUUGUUGAUCAAGAAGAGCCUGUUCACAGUAUAGACGAAGUGGUGGAGAACGUGUUGAACCUAGUUCCUGAAACUGGAGAAGAGGAAACAACAAUGCAUCAUGAUAUGCUAUUAAAAUUAAAGGACAAGAUCGCCCAAGGAAAGCACUGGAUUAAAGACUAUAAAAUGCGUCUCUAAACGCAUAAAAAGUGCAAAAAGAAACUUUGUAUAAUAUACAGAAAUACAACGAAGAAUUCAUCUAGAAAUUGAAUUUGCUCUAUUUUUUUCUCCAGUGUUUGAUUCCAUUCUGUAUUAGGAAUCUUUUAAAGAAGUGAAACUAAUAUAUCUGCAUAUUUAAAUCUAGUUUGUUAUAAAUAAAAUCUAACUUGUUAAAUCGUAUAGUAAAUAUUAACAAACAAAAAAUAUGAAAUAUCCAACAGUCUGUUUAUAUUUAUGUUUUAUAAAUUAGUUCAGAACAAUUUUAUACGAACAUUUUGUUUCCUAGUCAUUUAGCCAUUUCAGUUUUAUGAUAAAAUUACCAAAAAAAAUAAUUUAUUGAAUAGGAUUAAUUUCAUUUAGUUAGAACAUAUCCGUUAAGAAUUACAAAUUAAUACAUUCAUUUAUAUCAAAUAAUUAAUAAAGCUUUGUCUACCAUAACAUAUUUUAAUAUUUUUAUUUAUUUAUUUAGUCUAAUAAAUUAUAACUAGUUGA
Eurytemora carolleeae is the source of this 2984-nucleotide messenger RNA. RefSeq lists its product as uncharacterized. NCBI's taxonomy places the organism in Eukaryota, Metazoa, Arthropoda, Copepoda, Calanoida, Temoridae. The coding region runs from base 75 to 2471 and encodes 798 amino acids. The record is from RefSeq and is a predicted model, not a curated record. The transcript is spliced from 23 exons.